AUGAAGAUCCUCCUAAUUAUACCUGUCCUGUUUGUUUGGACAAAAACAAUGGCAUUUCAGAGCCCAGAACCAGGCCCUGAGUAUGCAGACGUCGUGUUUCUGGUGGACAGCUCUGACCACCUGGGAGUUAAGUCUUUCCCUUUUGUGAGAACCUUCAUCAGCAAAGUGAUCAACAGCCUCCCCAUCGAGCCCAGCAAGCACCGCGUGGCGCUGGCCCAGUACAGCGACUCGCUCCACAGCGAGUUCCAGCUGAGCACCUUCAAGAGCAGGAACCCCAUGCUCAACCACCUCAAGAAGAACUUCAAUUUCCUGGGGGGCUCCCUGCGCAUCGGGAACGCUCUCCGGGAGGCGCACAGGACCUAUUUCUCCAGACCCACAAACGGCAGAGACAAGAAGCAGUUUCCCCCCAUCCUGGUGGUCCUGGCUUCGGCUGAGUCUGAGGAUGACGUGGACGAGGCUGCCAGGGCCCUGCGGGAGGACGGAGUGAGGAUCGUCUCUGUGGGAUUGCAGAGGGCAUCUGAGGACAGCCUGAGGGCCAUGGCCACGCCUGGGUUCCACUUCAGUCUUCGGACAGUCAGAGACCUCGGCACCUUCUCCCAGAACAUGAUGCAGAUCAUCAGGGAUGCGACUCAGUACAGGGAGAGGGCGCCCGAGGUGGAUCUGCAAGUUCCCGUCCCCGAGACUUGUCAGAAGGAUUCACUUGCUGACCUAAUGUUCGUGGUGGAUGAGUCAGUUGGGAGUGAGCGCAACUUGAGGGACUUACAGAGCUUCCUGAGGAACGUCACCUCCGCGCUGGAUGUCAGGGACAACUGUGUGCGGCUUGGACUUAUGAGUUAUGGCGAGACGGCCAAGACCAUUUUUUUUCUGAAUUCAAGCAAAACCCAGUCAGAAUUUCAGCAGCACAUCCGGAAGCUUUCUCUCCGCACUGGGGAGUCCAAGGUCGGGGCGGCCCUGGAUCAGCUGAGGCGAGAGGGCUUCUCGGCGCAGGGCGGCAGCAGGCGGGCGCAGGGCGUGCCCCAGGUGGCGGUGCUCCUCACAGCCCAGCCCUCCGCCGACCAGGCCCGCGAGGCCGCCCUGAGCCUCCGGCUGGAUGGCACCACAGUGUUCGCCAUAAGCAUCGAAGGUGCCAACAUCAGCCAGCUGGAGGAGAUCGCUUCUUACCCUCCAGAACAGACGAUCUCCAAGCUGAAAUCCUAUGCGGAUUUGACACGUUACAGCAACAAGUUCCUGAAAAAGUUCCAGAAUGAAGUGUGGUCCCAAAUUUCUACACGUGCUGAAAGAAUGGAUCUUGAUAAAACAGGUUGUGUGGAUACAAAAGAGGCUGACAUCUAUUUCCUCAUUGAUGGUUCAUCGAGCAUCCAGAGACGAGACUUUGAUCAAAUCAAAGAGUUCAUGUCAGCGGUGGUAGAGAUGUUCUACAUUGGUCCAGACAAAAUCCAGGUUGGAGUUGUGCAGUAUUCCAGCAGUGUGCAAGUGGAGUUCGCUAGCAAUGACUACUUUAAUGCUGUGGACUUAAAAAAGGCUAUUUUUAAUAUCAGGCAACUGCAAGGCAAGACUUUCAUUGGAAAGGCCCUGCAUGUCAUGCUGUCAAAAAUUCAGGAGGGAAGGAAGCACAGGUCUAGCCAGGUCCCCUGUUACCUCAUUGUGCUGACUGAUGGGAAAUCCGACGACAGAGUCCUGGAACCUGCGGAGAGACUGAGGGCGGAACACGUCACCGUUUAUGCAGUGGGCAUCGGGAACGCCCUUGUAGCACAACUGGAACAAAUUGCUGGGAAAGAAGAAAGGGUUUUCUUUGGGAACAACUUUGAUGCAUUAAAGAACAUAAAAAGAGAUGUCAUUUAUGGCAUCUGCACUGAAAAAGGAUGUGAAGACAUGCAGCCUGACAUCAUGUUUCUGGUGGACAGCUCUGGCAGUAUAGGAGAUAACAAUUUUAACAAAAUGAAAAACUUUAUGAAGAACCUGGUCGCUAAGCUUCAGAUUGGUGCAGACAAAACCCGGAUUGGUGUUGUUCAGUUCAGUGGGGAUACUAAGGAAGAGUUCCAGCUUGACAAGUACUUCACACAGCAAGAAAUUUUGAACGCUAUAGACCGUAUGUCCCUCAUAGGCUACAACACUUUGACUGGAAAUGCGCUGAACUUUAUGCCACAAUACUUCACCCCCUCCAAGGGGGCCCGUUUUGAUGUCAGAAAGUUUCUCAUCCUCAUCACAGAUGGAGAGGCACAGGAUGAUGUGAGCAUUCCAGCUAAGGCUCUCCGGGGUACAGGGGUGGUCAUCUUCUCGGUGGGGGUAUAUGGUGCCAACAGGACCCAGCUAGAGGAGAUCAGUGGGGACAGCAACCAGGUCUUCCAAGUUGAGAACUUCGAUCAUCUAAAGGCACUUGAAAGUAAACUCAUCUUUCACCUGUGUGCUAUCCAUGAUUGUAAAAGAAUCGAACUGCUAGAUGUCGUGUUUGUGCUGGACCAUUCUGGCAGCAUAAACACAGAACAGCAAAAAAGCAUGAUUGACCUAGCUGUCCGUCUUGUGAAUAAAACGCACGUUGGCAGUGACCAAGUGCAGUUUGGAGCUCUCAUAUACUCCGACCACCCUGAGGUUCUUUUCUACCUGAACACAUACUCAAGCAAGCCAGCAAUCCGCGAGGAACUGAGGAGGCCCAGGAACACCAAAGGGAGCACCUAUACCGCCGAGGCUCUUGAGCGCUCAAACAGCCUAUUCACGGAGGAGCGCGGCAGCCGCAUCAAGAAAAACGUGAAGCAGAUGCUGAUCGUCAUCACCGACGGGGUGUCCCACGACCGAGUUAAGCUUCCUGAGGCAGCCUCGAAGUUAAGAGAUAAAGGCAUCAUCAUCUAUGCGGUGGGUGUCGGAGAGGCCAACCAAGAUGAACUUGAGAUUAUAGCCGGGAAUAAAAUCAAUGCCAUCCACGUGGAUAAUUUUGACAAACUGAAGGAGGUCUACCACCCGCUGCAAGAAAGCAUGUGUAUCAACACGCUGGAAGCGUGUAACGUUCAAGAAGCGGAUGUGAUCUUCCUCUGUGACAGCUCCAGCCGCGUAUCUGAUUCAGAGUUUGUUACCAUGACGACUUUCUUGUCAGACUUAAUUGAUAAUUUUGACCCUCAGUCUGAAAAAAUAAAACUUGGAAUAGCUCAGUUCGGGACCACCUACAAGGAGUUGGUUUCGCUGAGUGACCGUCUGACCAAAAGCCAGUGGAAACAUCGAGUUCAAGCUAUUAGCAAGACCAAAGAGCCUCCUCGAGUUGACUUGGCCCUUAGAAAAGUGGGGCUCAUGUUCAAUUCUACGGUUGGUGGGAGGGGGAAAGCUGGCGUUCCCCAGACCCUGGUGGUUAUCCUGUCAGGGCCCCCCACGGAAAAUGUGAGAGAGGCAGUGGGUCACCUCAAAAGCCUUGGAAUUUGCAUCCUGGCCUGGGGCAUUGGAGAUGUUCAAAAGCAGCAGCUUUUGCCACUAACAGAAAAUUCUGGCAAAAUAGCCACAUUUCAAGACUUUAAUAAGCUAAAAGAGGUAGAUGUCAGAAAAAGAAUGGUCCGUGAAGUCUGCCAGAGCUGUGGGAAAACGAACUGCUUUGUGGACAUAGUGGUCGGAUUCGACAUUUCCACUCACCUGCGGGGGCAGUCGCUGUUCCACGGCCACUCCCUGCUGAAGUCUUACCUCCCGGGCCUCCUGGAGGACAUCACCUCCAUCAGGGGCGUGAGUUGUGGGGCGGGCACAGGGACGCAGGUGAGCGUGGCCUUUAAGGUGAACAGCGAAGAGAACCUCCCUGCCGAGUUCCAUAUCUACCAGAAAGCCAUGUUUGAUCGAAUGCUGCAGUCACUCACCGUCCUCGGGCCGACCCACCUGAAUGCUGAGUUCCUGCAGUGGCUCUGGGACACGUUCGAGAGACUUGAUGGUCUGCUGGUGGUAUCCCUAGAUUCAGCUGCUGAUGGUCAGUUUUCCAGCUUCGAGUUUGGAAAGGGAUUUGAUUACAGAACUCACUUGACGAUUAGAACGAGAGCGCUGGGUGGCCUCCUUGCACGGUAUCUGGGAAAUGUCGCAGAAAGGACUUGCUGCUGUACAUUCUGCAAGUGCACAGGGCCUCCGGGGCCUCCUGGGGCUCCAGGCGCCUCAAACGUGAAGGGCGCUCCAGGUUUAAAGGGCGGCAGAGGACACAGGGGAGAGGUUGGAGACCCUGGAACAAGAGGAGAAAGGGGAUUCCCAGGAGAAAAGGGGACUGAAGGAUGUCCAGGGGCACGGGGUCAAAAGGGAGCCCAAGGACUUUCUGGACAUAAGGGAGAACAAGGAGAGCAUGGGAUUGAUGGGCUCACUGGGGAAGAGGGUGUUCAUGGAUUUCCUGGAAAAAAGGGAGAAAAAGGUGAACCAGGAUCUCAGGGCAGCCCGGGUAUCAGAGGUUCCCCUGGGGAAUAUGGAGAGACGGGCUUCUCAGGGGAUCAUGGGACUCCAGGAAGAAACAGUAACAUCAAAGGACAAAGGGGACUCAAAGGAGGACAAGGAAGACAAGGUAGAACCGGACAAAAGGGGGCAAACGGCAGCCCUAGUUCCAGAGGAAGCAGAGGAAGAGAAGGUCCAAGGGGAGCCCGGGGGCCUUCAGGGGAACCAGGACCUCCCGGACCCAAAGGUGAAAUGGGACCCGAAGGCUUACAAGGCCCACAGGGGUCAUGGGGCCUCCCUGGCAGGAAAGGGGAGAAAGGAAGUCUCGGGCCUAAAGGACCUCAGGGUUCUCCUGGGUACCUGGGAGCCAAAGGGAACGAUGGAAGACCUGGGCCUCCAGGGAGAAAAGGAGAACACGGAUUUUCUGGAGCUCAAGGACCAGUGGGGCAAGCAGGUCAGCGAGGAAAGCAGGGUAAUGUUGGUGAUCCUGGAAUUCCUGGAAGUCCUGGACCCAAAGGACUUAAAGGACUAUCAGGUUAUGGAGGCUUGAAAGGUGAAGAGGGAUCUAAUGGACCCCCAGGACCCCCUGGUCGGAGAGGCGCUAAAGGAAUGCCAGGAGUGCCCACAUAUGCUCAGUGUGAUCUGAUCCAGUUUGUGCGGGACCACAGUCCUUGUUGGAAAAAAAAAUGUCCACUGUACCCAACAGAGCUGGUAUUUGCCCUGGACCAGUCAUAUGACAGCACAGAACAAAGAUUUAAUGCAAUGGUGGGCAUCAUCAGAUCCAUCAUCAAUGACCUUAGCAUCAUGGAACAUAACUGCCUCAUGGGAGCAAGAGUUGCUGUGACUGCCUAUGACUCACAUGUCUGGCAUCUCAUCCGUUGGUUUGACUACCGUAACAAGAAGCAGCUCCUUCAGCUCCUGUCCCAGAUAAAAUAUCAACCCCCCAUGGCAGCCCAAGAUAUUGGUAAUGCAAUGAGGUUUGUGGCCCGGAACAGCUUCAAGCGUAACUUUGCAGGGCCCAACGUGAGGAAAGUGGCUGUGUUUUUUAGCACUGGCCAAGCGGCCAGUCUGCAGUCCAUCAUCACAGCCACCAUGGAGUUCAGCGCCUGGGACAUCAGCCCGGCCGUCAUUACUUUUGAUAGAAAGGUUUUCCUUGAGGAGGCUUUUGAGUUUGACACCACUGGAACAUUUCAGGUCAUUUCCAUUCCUCCAGGUGGGGAAUAUGAACCAACAGAAAGACUUUGGCGCUGUACACUUUGCUAUGAUAAAUGUUUUCCAAAUGUCUGUACCAAAGAGAUUGAUUUACCAGAAGAUUCAUACAUGGAUGUAGCCUUCUUCUUAGAAAAUUCUCAGUAUAUAUUAAAUGAUGAGUAUCAGGCUGUGAAAGCUUUGGUGAGCUCAAUGCUUGACAACUUCAACAUCGCUACAGCCCCUUUCACCUCAGACGGUGAUAGAAUUGCUUUGUUGAGCUAUUCUCCUUGGGAUAGUUACAGUAGAAGCAAGGGUGCAGUAAGAACAGAGUUUGACUUUACAACUUAUAACAGCGCAUUCCUAAUAAAGAACCACAUUCAGACUCACCUCCAACAGCUAAGUGGAGAAGCUACCUUUGGCCAUUCCCUAUCAUGGACCAUAGAGAAUCUCUUCCCAAGAACACUCAACCUGAGAAGACACAAAGUCAUUUUUGUGGUGUCAGCUGGAGAAAAUUAUGAGAAAAGAUCCUUUUUACAGGAGAUUGCUUUGAAGGCCAAAUGUAAAGGCUUUGUCAUAGUUGUGAUUUCCCUGGGCUUAGCACAUAAGGACCACCUGGAGGAGUUAGCCAGUGACCCAGAAGAUCACCAUCUGAUACGGCUUGGGAGAAUUCAUAAACCUGAUCUGGAUUAUGUUGUGAAGGCUUUAAAACCUCUUGUAUACUCAAUCAGACGAGGAUUCAAUCAGUACCCACCACAAAGGCUUGAGAAUGACUGUAUACUCAAGCGUCUACAAGGAGAGGAUUAUCUUUGGUGAGUUAGACAACUUACUCCCGAGCCUCAUGAGAUUGCUGUGGGAGACCAUAGCUUCAUUGGCCAGAAAUUAAGUGCUGAAAGAGACUCGCCUUUGGUGUUAGAGGACAAUAGAAGUGACCGCUUGGUUUACAUUCCAAACCAUAUGGUAAUGCUGCAAGAAUUAAUGAUUAAAUAUGAAAAAGUUCAAGAUUCUUAAGAAAUUGCAAGUCUCACGUCUGUGAAGACAAUGAGGAUGAUGGUGUUCGUGGUUGCAGAUGAUGGUGGUGGUGAUGUCACUGAUGGUGGAGGUGGAGGGAAUAAUCAGAUUAAUACCUCUGGGACCACUGAUUUGAUCCAGAAGUUACACUUGCUCUUUUCAGCUAGGCAACCAAGAUGA
Messenger RNA from Condylura cristata (star-nosed mole), 6756 nucleotides. It is a transcript of the gene COL6A5, whose product is annotated as collagen, type VI, alpha 5. Gene Ontology annotation, molecular function: extracellular matrix structural constituent conferring tensile strength. Gene Ontology annotation, biological process: extracellular matrix organization. Lineage: Eukaryota; Metazoa; Chordata; Mammalia; Eulipotyphla; Talpidae. The transcript has 35 exons. The record is from RefSeq and is a predicted model, not a curated record.